AUGGCCACCACGGACGAAGACACCUUUCUCGAACAGGAAGGCUGCUACGUGGCCCUGACCAACUCCCCGCUCAACCUGCAGUCCAUCGUCGACCGCGUGCGCUCCCCCCAAGCCGGCGCCAUUGUUCUCUUUGCCGGCACCACCCGCGACUCCUUCGACAACAAGCCCGUCAAGGAGCUGCAGUACACCGCCUACCGCCCGCUGGCCCUGCGCACCAUGCUGAGCAUCUGCGCCGCCCUCCGCGCCAAGCACGCGCUCAAGGGCAUCGCCAUGGUGCACCGCCUCGGCGUCGUGCCCAUUGGCGAGGAGAGCAUCCUGAUCGCCGUGUCGGCCCCGCACCGCCAGGCCGCCUGGCGCGCCGGCGAGGAGGCGCUCGAGGAGUGCAAGGCCCGCGUCGAGGUCUGGAAGCGGGAGGAGUUCGAGGACGGGGAGGGCGUGUGGCGCGCGAAUCGGGACGGCGUGAGGGGGGAGAGGGUGGGUUGA
Messenger RNA from Thermothielavioides terrestris NRRL 8126, 483 nucleotides. RefSeq lists its product as uncharacterized. Bases 1 to 483 code for a protein of 160 amino acids. The transcript is spliced from 2 exons. Gene Ontology annotation, molecular function: molybdopterin synthase activity. Gene Ontology annotation, biological process: Mo-molybdopterin cofactor biosynthetic process. The record is from RefSeq and is a predicted model, not a curated record. Gene Ontology annotation, cellular component: cytosol. NCBI's taxonomy places the organism in Eukaryota, Fungi, Ascomycota, Sordariomycetes, Sordariales, Chaetomiaceae.